Molecule: messenger RNA, 402 nt
Organism: Fusarium sp. VM40
Lineage: Eukaryota; Fungi; Ascomycota; Sordariomycetes; Hypocreales; Nectriaceae
Source: the annotation of a GenBank genome assembly
AUGCCCAAUAUCCCCCCUAUGCCCCCUAUCAACACCCAAAUAUCCCCUGCCCUCGAGGUCACUUCUUUGAUAGAUGAGGUGAAUAGACGAAUUGAUGCUUUGAGAACACCGGCGCCAAAGAACAUUCAGCCAAGCGAUGCAACACGCCAGGGGAACUCGAACAGUUCACUACCAGCAAGAAAGCGUCAUAGAAACGAGUCUCCAAGCCAAGCUUACGACAACUCAGACAACGUCUCGAAAAGCUCUUUCGAUCACUUGGCUAACCGUGUUCAUCGGUUGGAAAAUGCUGACACUGCCCGCAACAUUAUAUCGGAACGCCUGAUGGAACGUAUUGAGUCACUGGAAGUUAAGAACCUCACACUGAAGCAAAAAGUCGCCAGGUUGGAAGGCAAGAGCAACUGA